AUGCUGGAAAGCGACGAUCCAUUCAACUUGCGACGGUUUGCAGAUCAGCAGAGGAAGUACUUUGACACCGCCUUACAGGAGCUGCGCGACGGGCAGAAGAAGAGCCACUGGAUGUGGUACAUCUUCCCCACACCGCCGUUUGUUCAGAACGGAGCCGAGUGCGGAAGCCCGACCAACAAGUUUUACGCGAUCCGGACGGACGAGGAAGCAGCUGCAUAUCUGAGCUUUGAUGAAGAUGGGGUAUGCUUGCGCAAGAACUACAUGGAGAUGGUGCAGGCGGUCCUUCAGCAACUCCGCAUGGGUACGGCAGCUCUUGAUCUCAUGGGGGAAGCCGAUGAGCCAAAGCUUCGAAGAUCGCUGCAGUUCUUUGGCCGUGUAGCCAAGCAGAACAAAGAUCGAGAGUUGCAAGAGGCUUGUGACGAAGCAUUGCUGCUGAUGGGCAACAACGGCUUCUACUGUGGAUCGUGUGCGCUCUGCAUCGUGCAGUGA
Molecule: messenger RNA, 489 nt
Organism: Symbiodinium natans
Lineage: Eukaryota; Dinophyceae; Suessiales; Symbiodiniaceae
Source: the annotation of a GenBank genome assembly